This is a messenger RNA of Diatraea saccharalis (sugarcane borer), 669 nucleotides long. NCBI's taxonomy places the organism in Eukaryota, Metazoa, Arthropoda, Insecta, Lepidoptera, Crambidae. The record is from the annotation of a GenBank genome assembly.
AUGAAAAGUCAAGACAAAAAUAACGAGAAAAUUUUAGACCAGAAAGAAAAUGUGGAAGAAAACAUAAAGAAUUCAGGAUCCAAAACAAAUGAAAAACAGGAAAAAAAAGACUGUGAUGGAAGAAAGAUAUGUAGCAAGAAUCCGGAUAAUGUAAACGACUGUGAUGAAAUAGAAAAUUUAUUCAAGCAACCAUCAACCUUAAAACAAACAUUCAUUUUGACAGGAAUGGAACCAAAUGUAGGCGAAUCUUUAGAAUUCGAAAAUAUGGCAAUGGAUCUAGAAAUAGGAAAUGAAGUUGUAAUAGAAGAGUAUAUUAUUAACGAGACUGAAGAAACAACAUGUAUAUCAGAAUGCGCUGAAAAGGUGAAACCCAUAUCAGUGAGCAACACUUCUAAUUUAGCUACAAUCCCGCCUGGGACUACUGUUGUAUUUAGGGAUGAAGGAAGUCUGUUCCCAGGGAAAAUCGUAUCGUUCCUGUCCCCAUAUUAUGUAAUUGCGGCUAUGAGCAGGUCAAUAGGUGGUGGGUGGAGGUGGCCAGCCACGAAACAGAUGACCAAAAUUAAGUUUGACGACAUUGUAUCAACUGUAGAUCCAGCCAAAAUCAAAAUCAAAUCUGUCGGAGUUUAUCAUUUGGAAGAUGACUUGCUCUUUAUGGAGUGGGGCGAAUAG